UCCCCGCGCAUGCGCAGCCGGCCGGCGGAAGGGGUCGCGCCGGCGGAAGCGGCGGGAGGCUCCAUGGCGGCACUGGUGCGGGCCGUGAGCUGCCAGACGGGAGUAACUCAAUGGACAGCAGCAUGCAGCGGAUUACUGCAGGCAGCCACAGUCCAAGGCCAGUGUAGACAGAUGCUCUACAGUACUUUCCAGAGACACAGGCCUGGCCAGUUCCCACUAUCUGAAUCCUGUGGUGGAUUGAAUCAAGCCAAUGGAGCCAUUACACAGCAAAGCAGAUCAUUCUCCAGUACACAUAAGCAUCUUUCUGCAAAAGAUUCUGUGCAGACAUCUGAAGAGAAAGUGGGCACUUUCACCAGGAUAAUAGAAGCAUUGGGUUUCACGGGACCACUGAAGUAUAGCAGAUGGGUAAAGUAUUCAAAGAUUAAGGUGGCAGCUUUGCGCAUGUACACAUGCUGUGUGGAGAAAACUGACUAUGAGGAAUUUUUUAACAGGUGCCAAAUGCCUGACACUUUGAAUUCAUGGUUUCUAGUAGCCCAGCUUCAUGUCUGGAUGUGUCUGGUCCGAAUGAAGCAGGAGGGUCGCACGGGAAAAUACAUGUGUCGCUAUAUAGUUCACUGCAUGUGGGAGGAUGUGGAGCAGCGUGGUAAGGUGAUGGGGAUUAACUCUGUUGUUCUAAAGCAAGAUAUGAGAAGUAUGGUAGAAAAUUUCUAUGCAGCUCUGUUUGGAUAUGAUGAGGGAAUCUUGUCUGAUGAUCAUGUUCUGGCAGCAGCUCUUUGGAGAAACCUCUUUAACAAGAACUGUGAGGACCCUCGGCAUCUGGAGUUGCUUGUAGAGUACGUGCGCAAACAGGUGCAGCACCUGGAUGCGCUGAGCGGGGAGGACCUGCUGCUGACGGGUGAGGUGAGCUGGCGGCCACUUGUGGAGAGCAACGCCCGCAGCAUCCUCAAGCCCCUUUCCCCUGUUUACAAUGAUGAAGGACUCUGAGUGCCUGACAUCGCUAUCAGAUUGUCAGAUCAGCUUGGGAAGCAUGCUUGAAAUGGGACUGGGCUGAGGCUGUGGAGUCAGGAGGAAAAUCUGCUGUUGGAAAAGCAGUAUUUAAUUAGAUAUCCUACCCAUGGUGCCUCAGUACCAGACCGGACAGCCAUGCUUUUCUGACUGUUCACCUGCAAAUAAAUGCUAGUUCAUUUGAGAACCUC
Pezoporus flaviventris is the source of this 1196-nucleotide messenger RNA. Its product is annotated as ubiquinol-cytochrome-c reductase complex assembly factor 1. Gene Ontology annotation, cellular component: mitochondrion. The coding region runs from base 10 to 984 and encodes 324 amino acids. Gene Ontology annotation, biological process: mitochondrial respiratory chain complex III assembly. The record is from RefSeq and is a predicted model, not a curated record. NCBI's taxonomy places the organism in Eukaryota, Metazoa, Chordata, Aves, Psittaciformes, Psittacidae. The transcript is spliced from 10 exons.